CGACCCACAAUUGCACCACUUUCAAGCCUCAUCGCUUCUUCUUACGCUAAAUAUCCGCCAUGGCUGCCGAGAAGAAGCCAAAAGUCCUCAACGUUGAGCCGUUAAACUACAAGGACGCGAAAUGGGCGACGCUGGUAAAAACCACGUACACGGACCCCGAGGGCGUGCAACGAGACUGGGAGUCCGCAGAGCGCCUCACCCGCCCCAAGGGCUCUGACAUCGACGGUGUCGGGGUUGUAGCUAUCCUGCAAGAUCCUGCGAAGCCUCAAGACCCUCCGCGGAUUCUUCUCCAGAAGCAAUGGCGCCCGCCCGUCAACGCCACGGUGAUCGAGGUUCCCGCCGGAUUGAUCGACCCCAAGGAGUCACCCGAGGUAUGUGCGGUACGAGAGCUCAAGGAGGAGACGGGAUAUGUUGGCGAGGUUGUCAAUGACGGCUUUGGUGUAAGCCCGGUGAUGUUCAAUGAUCCCGGUUUUUGCAAUACCAAUCUCCGCAUGAUCCAUGUUACCGUCGACCUUUCUCUCCCUGAGAACCAAAACCCAAAGCCCGAACUCGAAGACAACGAAUUCAUCGAGACCUUCUCCGUGUCCUUCAAAGACCUAUGGGAUGAGUGCAGGAAGCUGGAGCAAGAGGGCUAUGCAAUAGAUGCGAGGGUGGGCACGCUUGCCGAGGGUGUUGAAUGCGCCAAGCGGUGGAAAUUGUGGUGAGGAGGAAGAAUACACCCGCACAGUGAGAUGAGCCAACGCGUUGAGCAGCGUCCCACGGCGGAUC
Molecule: messenger RNA, 768 nt
Organism: Trematosphaeria pertusa
Lineage: Eukaryota; Fungi; Ascomycota; Dothideomycetes; Pleosporales; Trematosphaeriaceae
Exons: 4
Coding region: 60-704 (214 amino acids)
Biological process (GO): nucleoside phosphate metabolic process; ribose phosphate metabolic process
Cellular component (GO): nucleus; cytosol
Molecular function (GO): ADP-ribose diphosphatase activity
Source: RefSeq, a predicted model, not a curated record